This is a messenger RNA of Brienomyrus brachyistius, 3120 nucleotides long. RefSeq lists its product as uncharacterized. The record is from RefSeq and is a predicted model, not a curated record. NCBI's taxonomy places the organism in Eukaryota, Metazoa, Chordata, Actinopteri, Osteoglossiformes, Mormyridae. Bases 774 to 2873 code for a protein of 699 amino acids. The transcript is spliced from 19 exons.
UUAUAUGAUUCUUUUAGAACAUGGUGUGGUUUCUGUAGUGACUAUGUUCUUUAUAUGUGCCUUAUUUUAGCGCUUUUUCUUUGGGAAAAGUCGCCAUCGGCGGUGCACCACGAAGCAGGAUUUGUCAUUUGGGCUAACUUAACCUAGAAGGCAUGAUUGUCCGAUAGGAAUGCUCUGAGAAAUUCUGCUUCGUGGAACUCCGCCCUGUUCGCUGUGUCGUUGUGCUCACAAUAAUAUAUUAUACUAUAUUAAAUUAAAAUGGAUGGACUGAUGCAUAAGUAUUUGUCUAAUUAUAUAAACAACAAUAAUAAACCUGUGCUUUCAUCACAGCAUACACUUAUUACGUCAUUUCCACAUACGCCGCAAGCUUCCGUUUCUGGCUCCUCCCCCCGGCGCGUAAAUUUGAAGGGGAAAAUGUGCGCGGCAAGUUAACUAGGGCGAAUACGGUCGAUAAUAGUAGUUCUUUUAAAAGUGCGGAAGCACGGUGCGUCUUUUGAAGUUUUUGUCCCUUUACUGCCGGCCAUGCAUAUCGGAUACUGAUUUAGUGAACGAGGAAGGAAAAGCGGAGGGUGAAGUUAUGUUAGACUUAUCGAAACGUUUUUUCGUUGUAAUAAAUGUAGCCAAAUAACCAAACACAGUUAGGAAGCCGAGGCUAAUUAGGUUGGGGUAGACAUAUAAAUGUACACUUUAUGUCGUAAUCGAUAACCUGCCUAGUCGGAGUCUGGGGUGUUUCGUUUCUGUUGUCUCGUCUCCUUGUCCCUCCAUCUUGAAAAAUGGAAGCGCAGGCUAUCAUCCUGAUAAGCGACGAGGAGGACGACUGCUGCCAGGGCUCCGCCAACGACUCGGUGUUCAUCGUGGAGCCCAGCGCCGAACAGGGCGCUGGUCAGGAAGCGGCGACCAGCGAGGUUGUGGAUGACGAUCUGCUGGUCACGUUUUCCAGGAAGGCCACGGUGAUGCCUCAUGCGAGAUACGACUGCAGCUCCAACCCGUUCAGCCCCACAGAAAUUGACACAUGCAGUCCUGUUGAAAACAACGCCGCUUUCUGUGAGCAGUGUUUUUGUUACAUCUGUGAUAAAUUGGCAUCUGAGUGUCGAGUGUGGAAGACGCCAGGAGUUUGUCACUGUAACGGCCACAAGCGGAGCGACUUCUGGAGGAACCAGCGGAAUAAAGUUGUCCUGGGCUACCUUCACGUUUUUAAUUUCGACCUGCUGGAGGUGGAUGCUGAUCUGCGUCUUGCUGAGCGCCACCUGCUGGCAUUCGAGAGCAGCCUAGCGGUUGAGUACCACACCUUCCUGAAGGGAAUCCGCACCCCAUUCCCCAGCGACCUUGCCUGCAACUGCUAUUGCCACUCGGCCAGCUCAGACACCCCUGCUUGCAAGAAGUGCAAGUGGGCACACACCGAACAGGUGAUUUACAAUUAUUCCGGAGUGUUCCAGCAUAUUUCUGAGUUCCUGAGCAGAGCGGAGGGAGAGCGCCCGCGGACUGCUGCGGUCAUGCUGCUGGGAGCCACCAAGCUCUUCAUUGGACAUGCCCAGCCGCCGGGGGCGAUGACUCUCGGCGACCCCAAAAGCUCCGUCCCAGAUGCUGCCCCAAUGUUAUUAGUAAGGAUAACCAACAUGCUGAGCACGCUGCUGGUCACCGGGGACUUCAGUAGCUCUUUCUCCAAAAAGCUGCAGGAUUUCAUCUUGUCGCUCCCUCUGCCUGUGAAAUGCCGAUGGCUGGUCAACAGUGUCAGUGUGCUCCCGUGGGACAACCCCUUGCUGGUGGCGGUCCUGAGAGGCCAGAACGUCACAGGCGAGCGAUACCUGAAAGGGAAGAGGGAGGUUCUGGUGGAGACUGUGCCGGUGAUCCAAGCACGGGUGGACAAGCUAAGGGAACAGAGCAAGUACAGAGAACUUGCGCGCUACCUCCGGGUCGUGAGAAGUGCAAACAAGACGCAGAUGCUGAGUGUGAGAGACCGUCUCCCGCUGUACAUGUGCCAGGUGGGCGACUUGGGCACCGCCCUCGCCACCUUCUUCAGCAACUUUGCGGAGGGCUGCUGCAGUGCUUGCCGUUUGACGCCAGCCCAGUUCGUCGUGUACUUGCGCAUCCUGGCCACGGGCAAAGUACCAGUGGGGAGCGACCCCUUCCAUUCCAUGCAGUGGGAGCCUGUCAACGAUGCCAAGCUCCCAAAAAGGUCUGAGGUGAUCCGGUGGGCGUUAAGAGUUUUGAAUUGCAACACCAUAGUAUUCUUGGACCCCAUCAGCUGGGUGGACUUGAUCCGGGUGGCGGGUCUGGAGGUCAUGGCGCCCAGCGGCUCUCUGAAGUGCGCCUCGUUAGUCAUGCCAGACAUGACGUUUUUAACGAUCGCUCGGGCUACUACGGUUUCCAUUCUCAUGAAGAAUUCAGCAGACAAUCAGCUUCAGAUUCCAAAGAUGUUUCUCCAUCAGUACCCAGAGCAGGCUCUCCUGACGCUGGUUACUCAAGCUCUCAUCCACAGAAUCUUCCACAGCCCCAUGGUGACCGUCCUGGAUGUCAUCCUGAGCUUUAAAGAGAACCUGUGGGUGCUGCAGUGGUUCUAUAACGGACUCGGCAACAAACCAGAGAUCCUGCAGAUUUUCCUGAACACUCUGCUCAAUGAUCUGUACCGGGACACGGGGACGGACGCCAGGAAAUUGGAGUCGUCAGACCACAGAUUUUUGGGAGACUUCCUGGCUUACUGUGUUCAGGACCCGCGUUCGGCACUCUAUCCCGUAACACAGCAUGUUCAGGACGUCCUGCUGAAACGGUGGAACGGGCAUGAUUUCCCUUGGCAGUGCCACCUGCGGAAUUCUCUGCAGCGUGUCCGUGAGCUGUCAUCAGAAGUUCAGCAGUUCUUGAAUCUGACCCAGUGAAUUUUAUGAAGACCUCCGAGGUGAAGACGACUGUGGGUGUGACUGGGUAACUUUUGUCAAAUGUAGCAGUUUCCUUUAGUUAAAAAUUGUACACAGCCAUGUGAUUGCUGGUUUGCUUGGAGAUUUAUGUGAAAGUUUUUUUUUUUUUUUUUUUUACAUGCUAUUUUUCACAUGUAAAAGUGUACAGUCACGUUUAAAAUAAAUGAAUAAAGUUAUUUUUGUUCCUACUUGGAACAUGGGAAAGUUA